UGCGCGUCGCGGACGCCGGAGAUGGAGGAAAAGGAGCAAUUGCGCCGCCAGAUCCGCCUCCUGCAGGGUCUGAUCGACGACUAUAAAAAUCACCAUAGCAGUGCCUCUGCGCCUUCCCGCUGGCAGCCAUCUGCUUCGUCUGCUUACCAAAGCUGCCGGGCCUUUGGGACACGCUACUCGCGGCCCAGCCGCAGGGGCUUCACCCCGAACCACGGGCCCGAGUGGCGGAAGAAGUACUCCCUGGUGAACCGGCCCGCAGGCUCCUUGGACCAGCCCGGGGAUGGCGUGCCACCUCCGUCCCAGGCAGCAAAUGCUGGAGGCAGCCUCCAGGAGCCUGAUGCCCUGCAGUGUGACCCAGAGAGGCAGGUGCAGCUUAGCCCGGAUCAGAACGUGAUCAUCAAGAUCAAACUGUCCAGUCCCACGGGGGUCGGGCAAGGUCCUUUGGAAGUCCUUGCGGAUCCCCGCUGGAGUGACUCCCCUCAGGAAGGUGAGGGGGAGCCCCCUGUGGGGCCCAUGCUGGCUAGAGGGAGUGGCACCGAGGAUCCUCUCCUGGUGUGCCGAAAGGAGCCGGGCAAGCUCCGGGCGGUGAGGAUGGUGAGCAGUGGGAGCGGCCCCUCUGAGCCACGGAGGACAGUCAGCGAGAGCUCGCUUGCCACUCGGUCUUGUUCCCUUGGAGCCAGCCAGUACCAGCGCAGCAGGACAGCCCCGGCAUGGAAGGGGGCCCCUGCUUGUGUGGGGAGCUGCACUACCUUGAUCCUCCCUGGCCCCGGGGCUCUACCUGCUCCCUCUGGAUCAGCGGCCCCUCAGGAGGCCAGCACACUCGUUUCCUGCCGGAGCAGCAAGUUCCGGAAAAACAACUACAAGUGGGUGGCCUCCUCAGCCAAGAGCCCCCGGCCAGGUCGGAAGGCCCUGAGUCCCCGGGCCACUGAGCAGGUACGCAGGGAGCUGCAGGCUGAGCCGGGCUCCCUGUCCCCCAGCAAAUACAAGUGGAAGGCCUCGAACCCCUCCGUUUCUCCGUCCUCCUCCUCCUUCCGCUGGCAGCCUGAGGCCGGCAGCAAGAGCCAAGUCUCUCUGCUCUCUUCUGUCCCUGCUGGGUCCCUCCCUGAGGAGAGCAUCAGGGAGCACCCACCCUCGGCCUACAAAGUGAAAAGUCGCACCAAGAUCAUCAGGAGACGGAGCUGUGCCAGCCUUUCUGGGGACAAGAAGACCAGCCCCCCUCCUGUGACCACGGCCCGGAGCCAGUUCUGCCUGCGGCGCAGACAGGCCCUGCGCCCCAAGAGCAGCCCGGUGCUAAAGAAGACCCCGAACAGGGCUCUGAUGCAGCUCAGCAGGCAGCGGCUGGGCCAGCUGCCAGCCCAAGCCCUCCUCGCCAGCAAGGAAGUGUCCAGCGUACAGACUCUGCGCACCCCUCCUGGCAGCAAGGUGAUCAAGACACGCUACCGCAUCGUGCAGAAGAGUUCGGCCUUGCCCUUCUCCGCUCCCCUCUCCCAGGCUGGGUCCUCGAGGCGCCUCUCCCUGUCCAGCAGGUCCCUGGUGCUGAACCGUCUGCGCCCGGCCACGGGGGCUGGGAAGGCUCAGCCCAUCUCCCCUGUGUGGCGGAACCGGGGCUACCGCUGCAUUGGAGGGGCCCUUUACAGGGUAUCGGCCAACAAGCUCUCCAGGGCUGCCAGCCGCCAGGGAGAUGUGGGCUGCAGGACCCCUCUGCGUACAGGCCGACCGGACUCUGCGGGCAGCUGUGGCCGUUCCCUGGCCUGCCGGGCCGUGCAGCGCAGCCUGGCUAUUGUGCGACAGGCGCGGCAGCGGCGGCGAAAGAAGGAGGAGGAGUACUGCAUGUACUACAACCGCUUUGGCCGUUGCAACCGUGGCCAGCAGUGCCCUUAUAUCCAUGACCCCGAGAAGGUGGCCGUGUGUACCAGGUUUCUCCGGGGCACGUGCAAGAAGACGGAUGGAACCUGCCCCUUCUCGCACCAGGUGGCCAAGGAGAAGAUGCCCGUGUGCUCCUACUUCCUGAAGGGCAUCUGCAGCAACAGCAGCUGCCCGUAUAGCCACGUCUACGUGUCCCGGAAAGCUGAGGUGUGUGCCGGCUUCCUCAAAGGCUACUGCCCCAUGGGCGCCAAGUGCAAGAAGAAGCACACCCUGCUGUGCCCCGACUUCUCGCGCAGGGGUGCCUGCCCCCGGGGUGCCCAGUGCCAGCUGCUGCACCGGAACCAGAAGCGCAGCUGCCGGCGGUCGGCCGUCCCCAGCCCGGAGCCCAGCAGCACGGCCCCCCGGAGGAACCGGGUCUCAGCCAGCCACGGACCUAAGAAAGUGUCGGCUGCCCAUCGCCCCAGCAGCAGACAGAUGGGCACGUCCACCUCUGCAGCUGCAGGCCCUGUUUCACCCUUGUCUCCACAGGCUGCAGGCCCCUCCUCAUCCUUGUCAUCUAGGUCCCCUCCCCGCUGCCACUCCCCCUCCCUGUCCUCCCCGGACCCGGAGGGAUUGUCCCCACAGGAGGAGUCUGCGGGACAACCCGGCCCAGGGGCCCUCUCCAAGCUGCCGUCCUUCAUCUCCCUGCGGUCCUCACCGAGCCCCAGUGGCCAGCCCACAGCCCAGACCCCUCCGUCCCCCGCCCUCAAGGAGUCAGGUAAGCCUCUGCACAUCAAGCCCCGGCUAUGAGCCAGCUCGACCCACCAGCCCAGGCCUGCCUGCAUCGACCCUCCUGGGGGGGCCUACCCUGCCACCUGCCAGCCCCGCUCCAUCCGGGGCACAGGCAGGACCCCCACAGGCCGGUGUCUGCCGUGAGUGGUGCUCCCUAGCCUGGCCCUUGGCACCUUGUGACCAGCAAUAAAGUUCUACCUUGAUGU
Messenger RNA from Suncus etruscus (white-toothed pygmy shrew), 2843 nucleotides. RefSeq names its product zinc finger CCCH-type containing 3 (gene ZC3H3). The record is from RefSeq and is a predicted model, not a curated record. Gene Ontology annotation, molecular function: metal ion binding. Gene Ontology annotation, cellular component: nucleus. The transcript is spliced from 12 exons. NCBI's taxonomy places the organism in Eukaryota, Metazoa, Chordata, Mammalia, Eulipotyphla, Soricidae. Bases 22 to 2655 code for a protein of 877 amino acids.